AUUAUAAAAUACCUUUGUCUCUAGAUAGAAAACUUCGAAGUUUUUCCCAGGAGUAGGGGAGGAAAAAAAAUAAUAAUAAAUUCCCCAGACACUGUAGGAGCAUAAAUCUGUGCUGGAAAGCUUGGAGCAAGACUCCUCAACCACUGUGUAUAGAUUUGCAAUCUCCAGCUCUUUCUUCAGAAAUGAAAAAAAUUCUUUGUAUGUGUGAUUCAACCCAGUAACAUGACAAACAUUGGCCUAAGCUGUGCCUUCAUCAGUGCAGUAACAAUGUUGUAUAUGAAAAUACGAUCUUAGAUUUAACUUAUUUUUGUCCUGAGCUUGCUUCUCUGUGGCUGUUCAUCGCUAACUGAUAAAACUGCAUCUUCCUGCAUUUGUAAAUCAAAUUUACUUUGUUACUAGGUUGAAAAUUUGUGUUUUGUUUGCCCCUCAAGCUCUGCUACUUAACUCCUCCAGCAUUAAUUUGUUACACUAGCCACAGGGUCUAACUGGAUAAAAAUCCACAGCACGAAGCUUGUCUGGGGACUUUUUUUCCUCCCUUUAAGUAGUAUUAUAUAUUCUUAUAACUUUCCAAGUGAAAAUUGGUUUCCUGAUAGUGGCUGAGCUGUAUGUAUUGUGCAUACUGAGGGUAGUAAAGCUUGUUCAGAUAAAAUCUGAAAUCGGGAGGGCCUUCAGCCAGGACUCCCAGGGGUCCAUGCCCGUGUUUCAGAAUGUGAUGAUCGACUUAAGUCGCUUUUUGGCAGCCUUAUCCAAAGCCCCACGCUGGAAGAAUAGGAGAGGGGGAUGCCAGUAUAUUCCCAGCUAAACUAACACAGCAGAUCAGUUGACUGCAGCAGACAGCAUGCCACCCGCUGGAGCUAUAUUUGGAAUACCUCCACCUCGCUGAAUUUAGAUAUGCAAAGGGCUGAUAGUGUUACCGAGGUCAUCACCAUAUUCUGUAUUCCAGCACGUGGUUAAUUCAAUACAGAUUUUUCCCAGCUAGUGGAUAUUAAUCCUUGCCAGUCAAGUGCAAGCUGCUCAAACAGUAAAAACUGAAUGUAAUGUUUCUCAGAUUAUGGUAAAUUUGCCUGUUAAGUAAUUGAGUUGAAUUCUAGUCUAUAUUUUCGGGAAUAGUAUUAUCCAGACUUGCACAUUUUUUUAUAGUAGUGAUGGGCCAGCUGUCUCUUUCUCUCACCCCCAUCCUGCCAAGUUUUACAUGCUUAACUUAAGGUGAUGGGUCAUUUCACUGAAGCCAGUAAAACUGUUAAUAUUCUACGCUCAGACUAAAGUUAAUUAUGUGUGGGGUGUUUUUGGUUUUCAAGUGGAACAGCUUUUAGUGCAUGAAACUAAAUAUUUAAGUGUCUGCAAAACUGGGGCUCCUGUGCUAGUUCUAGUUGAUGUAUUAAUGCGAAAUAGACGUGCUGGCUUUAGAAAAAGCAUCUUGCUUUACAAUAGAGCAAACCAGUUUGUUUCUGGAUGCCUUUAUAUGUUUUAUGAAAUCCAGUGUGGCAUACUAGAUUUUUAUACCCAUUAGGUGGUAUAAGCAUUUAUCUAUUUAUUUUUUUUUUUGUCAAAUACUGAUGUUUAUGUUAUUAGUCACCACUGUAUGUGGGAAAACUAACACUAUAAUCAGCCUUAAAAAAAAAAAAAGAAAAAGACAUUGCAUAACUUGUUGUGUAUGUAUAUGUAUUAAGAAUUAACCUUUUUAUAGUAUCGCAGUGUUUAAAAGGCUAGCUGGUAGUCGCCUUAGACUGUAAGUUUUUAAUGUAACUGAACAAUGGGAAAGCUGCUCAGAUAAGCCAGAAUUUUACUUUGGCUUUUAAGCUUUUUUUUAUUUUUUUUUGGCCGGUGAUCAUGUUUCACAAGGCGGGGAGGGGGAUGGUGGGACACACAGGGAGAGGUUAAGCUGGUGAAGUCACCCUGCGAAACCCACCGCUGAGCUGAUCUCAGAACUGGCAAACUCCUUAUCCCUGGUUUGUUGAUGUAAUGUAUAAAAUUGCUUUUUUGCUUUUAACUGCCUUUACUUUCUGAGCUAGGGGCUGUCUUCAUUAACAGCAAAAGUGUUACUUUGUUGUAGAUGACAGAUAAGCCUCAUCACGGGAGAGUUACCUAGUUCGUCUACAAGUUCAAAAUGUAGAGAAACCUCUCUACCGUGGGACCUUCCAUUGCUUUCAGUCCAUCAUAAAGCAAGAAUCUGCUUUUGGACUCUAUAAAGGUAUUGGGUCACCAAUGAUGGGACUGACCUUCAUUAACGCGCUCGUGUUCGGUGUGCAAGGAAACACACUUCGUGCUCUUGGAAAAGACACUCCUCUGAACCAGUUCCUUGCGGGGUCGGCAGCAGGGGCUAUCCAGUGCAUCAUCUGCUGCCCCAUGGAGCUGGCCAAGACAAGAAUGCAGCUCCAAGGAACAGGUGAAUACAAACUGAAAACGAAGAACUACAAAAACUCUCUGGAUUGUUUGAUCAAAAUCUACCGAAAGGAGGGGCUGAGGGGGAUCAACAGGGGCAUGGUCUCUACGUUCAUAAGAGAGACUCCGAGCUUCGGCUUUUACUUCCUGACCUAUGACUGCAUGACCAGGUAUUUGGGCUGCGAAGCUGAAGACAGUUACGUUAUUCCCAAACUGCUGUUUUCUGGGGGGAUGUCAGGAAUCGUGUCCUGGCUCUCCACCUAUCCCAUGGAUGUGAUCAAAUCCCGGCUUCAGGCCGAUGGAGUCGGAGGUGUCACGCAAUACAAGGGCAUUUUAGACUGCGUCAGAAAGAGUUACCAUGAAGAAGGCUGGAGGGUGUUCACAAGAGGUCUGACUUCCACGCUUCUCCGUGCUUUUCCUGUCAACGCAGCUACCUUUGCUACUGUCACUGUCUUCCUAAUGUACAUGAGGUCAGAAGACAACCUUCGGGAAUGUGAACCAGGUCCGGUAAUCCAGCAGCCUUCCAGUUUGUGAACCCGAGCUCUUGGUUCUCCUGAUGCAACGCCUGGCUGGUUGGGCUUUGUUUUAGACUAAACACUUGACCCACACAAGUGGUGUAAAUGUAUGCUCUCUGUACAAAGAAUUCCUGUGUGUCAGGUUAGGAUUUCAUCUCACUACUUGUAUAAACAGCAUAUUGCCUUUUAUUCAGGACUUCAUAUCUAGUAGUAUCCAAGUAAGACGGGGACCUGCCUUUAGAAAGUACUGUAGUUGCGGCUCCAGAAGAGGAUCUGGAGAAUGUCGUAGUACCAGAAAUCAGGUUUUCUUCCACUCAUGUUCUGAAUGACUGAGUUGAGUUGGAUGUGGAAAGGUUUUCAGAAAAGAAGUGCUUUUUUUUGCAUGUAAGAGGAGUAAGUCUAGUCCUCUGAAGGGAAGUAGGGGGAGGAAAGUGAAUGUUGGAGGCGUUUUGCAGGUAACCCUGAACUGUUUUAAGACACGCACUGGUGUUCAGCUAGCCAUGUCUCUUUGCUUUUCCUCUGCUUUUCUAUGUCAGUGGUUUUCGUAGCAACUUUGCUCAUACUGGUUUGCUAAACAAACAAAAAAAAUAAAUAUGAUUUGUUCCUAAGCUACUCCCUUACCUUUCAGCUUUGAAUAAAUGUCUUGAGCACAAAGUCAGCAUCUGCACUCAUAUGCACUUGUUCCUUUAAAUCUCAAGGCUUGUUUUUAGGGAAACUCAAAUUUAGGUAAGAUCGAUGUUAUUUGCCUUCACCUCUUGUUUCUCAUUUGGUGGGUGCACAGAUCGUAUUGACUAGGUUCAGCCCAAGUAGACUUUGUUCUCUGAAGUUAAUGCAAUUUUCCACCCACUUCUCCCAAUGUGUCCCAUAGCAGCCAGUGAUGUACAGAAGUCAAAGUCCUACCCUGUGGUAUUGCACAAUGUGUUCGUGGGUGCAAUGUCAGCUUAGCAGCUUCAAGUACUGUAGAAAUACCUACAUCUUUAGAACUGGAGGUUUCAUACCUUUCCAGAAAAUAGGGGUGUAAGUGUCUGAAAUGGUUGGUGUUUGAUACACUUGCAUUCUGAAUCUAAACAACACUGAUUUUAAUGUAUUCAGUUACAGUGCUAUUGAAAAAAAAAAAAGAAAGACUGAAAAGGGUUUUGGAGAAUUUUAUUUUCACCUCAAUCCGCUGUGAUUUUCUUUUAGCAGUCUGUUCAAGAGGGAUUGCAUUAGUCAAAGAGCUAUCAACAGUUAUUUAAGAUUUGGCAUAAGAACUACACAUAUUUGGCACAAAUAGCCAGGAAGAAGGAGUGCACGUGUGUGAGGAGUGUUUUAAAACGUAUCAAACUAGUUCAGUAAGUACAAACUGUUACACUUUUGGUUGGGACAAGUGCAAUAUGUGUUUAAUUUAUACGAAUUUUCUAAAGAAACCUUAUUUCAUAGCAUUUUGCACUGUAACACAAUAUGCUGGAGAAACCUGUAAAACUGGUAUGUCUUUUUAUACCUUGGAGGUAUGUUGGAUGUUUUCGUGCCUACUUGCACUGAGAUUCAAAUUGAAUGUUAAACCUGUCUACUAAGCUGCAUAUGCACAACUCACAGCAAAGACCAUUUACACCUUUGUACAGUAGUCUGUAAUUAUUGUAAAUAAAAUCGAGGGAAUAAAUUUUUUAAAAAUUUUCA
Calidris pugnax (ruff) is the source of this 4553-nucleotide messenger RNA. RefSeq names its product solute carrier family 25 (mitochondrial carnitine/acylcarnitine carrier), member 29 (gene SLC25A29). Gene Ontology annotation, cellular component: mitochondrion. Lineage: Eukaryota; Metazoa; Chordata; Aves; Charadriiformes; Scolopacidae. The record is from RefSeq and is a predicted model, not a curated record. The coding region runs from base 2206 to 2916 and encodes 236 amino acids. Gene Ontology annotation, molecular function: high-affinity L-arginine transmembrane transporter activity. The transcript has 3 exons. Gene Ontology annotation, biological process: mitochondrial L-ornithine transmembrane transport.